Eubalaena glacialis (North Atlantic right whale) is the source of this 848-nucleotide messenger RNA. It is a transcript of the gene MRPL22, whose product is annotated as mitochondrial ribosomal protein L22. The transcript has 7 exons. Gene Ontology annotation, cellular component: ribosome; mitochondrial large ribosomal subunit. Gene Ontology annotation, molecular function: structural constituent of ribosome. NCBI's taxonomy places the organism in Eukaryota, Metazoa, Chordata, Mammalia, Artiodactyla, Balaenidae. The record is from RefSeq and is a predicted model, not a curated record. Gene Ontology annotation, biological process: translation; ribosome assembly. Bases 131 to 763 code for a protein of 210 amino acids.
CCAUGACAACACCUCGGGUGUCGGUGCGGCUCGGUCUCGCGACAAGAGGGGGUUAAAUCCGGAGAAUUGCGCAUGCGUUUUGCCCACACGGCCUCUGAACUCGGAGGCUUCCGUAGAGGGAGGGAGCAAGAUGGCGGCGGCAAUACUGGAUCAUUUGGGUGCGUUAUGGAUGCAGAAUCUGAGGGGGAAGCUGGCCUUGGGGCUUUUUUCAUCUCACAGCGUUUUACCCCAAUCACAUAUUCACACAAGUGCUUCUCUUGAAAUAUCUCGAAAAUGGGAGAAGAAGAAUAAAAUUGUUUAUCCUCCACAACUGCCUGGAGAACCUCGGAGACCAGCUGAAAUCUACCAUUGUCGAAGACAAAUAAAGUACAGCAAAGACAAGAUGUGGUAUUUGGCAAAAUUGAUACGAGGAAUGUCCAUUGACCAGGCUCUGGCUCAGUUGGAAUUCAGUGACAAAAAAGGGGCCCAGAUAAUUAAAGAGGUUCUCUUAGAAGCACAAGAUAUGGCAGUGAGAGACCACAAUGUGGAAUUCAGAUCCAAUUUAUAUAUAGCUCAGUCCACCUCAGGGCGAGGCCAGUACCUGAAACGCAUCCGAUACCACGGCAGAGGUCGCUUUGGGAUUAUGGAGAAGGUUUUUUGCCAUUAUUUUGUGAAGUUGGUGGAAGGCCCUCCACCUCCACCUGAGGCACCAAAGACAGCAGUCGCCCAUGCCAAAGAGUAUAUCCAGGAGCUUCGCAACCGGACCAUCAUUCACACUCUAUGAUGGGGGUAUUAAGACUCCACAGUGUAUAUAUUUUACCAUUUAUUUCCUAAAACCAACAAAAAUUAAAGACAGAUGCUUUUUAUGA